Messenger RNA from Caenorhabditis bovis, 1263 nucleotides. The record is from the annotation of a GenBank genome assembly. Lineage: Eukaryota; Metazoa; Nematoda; Chromadorea; Rhabditida; Rhabditidae.
AUGCCAUAUGAAACGCCUAUAGAUAUCCUUCAUGAUUUGGGAGAAGGUUUAUGUGAAAUCAUUACAAAAGAAGUCCUUCGGACUGCGAAACGCUUCAAAUCAGAUCUAUUUCAUCCAAAUGCUUCUAACACCACUCUCGAGGAACUGCUUUCCGAAGUUGUUCUAUCCUCGAAGUAUUCUAAAAUCAAGGAUUGUCGAAACGGUAGCGACAAGCUUCACUUUUUCCGAAUUCAACUUUUCCUCGCCGCUUUAUGUUCGCCGAAUCUGCCAACAAAAGGACGAUUCAUGUUGCAAAAAGCGCUAAGACGAGAAGUAAGGCAACGAGCAGCUCAAGAUACAGUUUCCAUGCCUCUGAAGAAAUUUUUGCAAGCAACUCCGGAAAUGUUGCCAAGUGCGACAAGAUGGAGUAACGAAAUAAAGCGAAUUAAAAAUGAGGACGUAAUAAUUGCCGACGAGAACGCCAUUUAUUACGGAACAUUACAUAUGGCUUGCGGAAAAUUCAAAUCGGCAUACCUUGAUGAUGAAACUGUGGAUGACGUGAUGUUCGCUGUUUACAAUAACAAUUUAGAGGUUUUCCGAUUUAUUGCUGUUGUAUACCAUUCGAACUGUGCUGAAGUGGUUGUUGAACUAAUAAAAGAAGUUGAACCAGGAUCGCAGUUCGCUUCUCUCGCGAAAUCAAUUAAUGAUCUACAUGACACGGACUAUUAUUAUGGAAAUGAAAUAUUGAAAAUGUUAAAAGAAUACAAAGGCGUGAAAAACGGCGAGCUCACAGGAAUUCGGUUAAUUAUUUCUAUUGAUUACAUGCUUCCGCCAAACGUGCUCCAUCGCAUCGGCAGCGCGCACAUCGACGCUAUGCGGCGUCUCGUCGACGGCAUGAGCACCAUGGAGCUGGUGCGAUUCCGCAUCGUCGCCGAGCUGAUGCGAUUGUCGGAGGAGUACGCGUUGCGGCUCGUCGCGCUCGACUAUCCCGUCGAGCACGUGCUCGCCGAGCGCCUCUAUCCGCUGCUCGAUCGCGCCGGCAUCGAUCGCCGCGUCACGCUCGACCUCUACGGCUUCAUCUACAAGGUGUUCGGCUCGUUCGCGGCGCUCAAUCGACGGCUCUGCAAGCGCACGCGAAUCGAGAAGGCCGUCGCGCGAAACGGACUACUGCUCCACAUUGUCAAACAGACAUAUGGCACACCGUUUCUUGUCACAAUGGUUGCUCAUCGUGCCGAACGUGCCGAACACGCGGCUCCGUGCACCUCAACAACGUCCGCCGAAUAA